Messenger RNA from Verticillium dahliae VdLs.17, 1746 nucleotides. RefSeq lists its product as uncharacterized. The record is from RefSeq and is a predicted model, not a curated record. Bases 1 to 1746 code for a protein of 581 amino acids. Lineage: Eukaryota; Fungi; Ascomycota; Sordariomycetes; Glomerellales; Plectosphaerellaceae. The transcript is spliced from 4 exons. Gene Ontology annotation, molecular function: transporter activity. Gene Ontology annotation, biological process: transport.
AUGGCUGGUGGUACUGGUCAGAAGCUCACGACUGCGACGACGAUAGUCGCAGGCGUCGCAGCUCUGGUUGCCACACUUCUUUCUAUUGUGGUGCCCAUAUAUUCCAUCGCUUCGUGGACAAGCAUGAUCUCGUUGAAGGCCGCGCAGUUUGUUGAUCCCGUUCGCGAUAUUUAUGAGGCCUUUACGAUCUACACCUUCUUUCACCUUCUUAUCAACUACCUCGGUGGUGAGCGAUCCUUGAUUAUCAUGACCCAUGGCCGCGAGCCUGUUAGCCACCUAUGGCCCAUGAACCAUGUCCUUCCUCGCGUCGAUAUUUCGGACCCUCACACCUUCCUGGCUAUCAAGCGCGGAAUCUUGCAAUACGCCUGGCUGAAGCCUGUUCUCAGCGUCGCUUCGAUCAUCAUGAAAGCCACCGGCACAUACCAAGAGGGCUAUAUCGGUCUUUCCUCCGGCUAUCUCUGGAGUGGCAUCGUCUACAAUGUCAGCGUGACUCUGAGUCUAUACUCACUGGGUCUGUUUUGGGUCUGCAUGCACCAGGAUCUGUUGCCGUUCCGCCCUGUGCCUAAGUUUCUCUGCAUCAAGCUCAUCAUCUUCGCGUCGUAUUGGCAGGGGUUUCUGCUGUCCAUUCUGGUGUGGCUGGGUGCUAUCCCUGACAGCGUUGAGGGCUACACUCCCGACAACCUUGCGGCCGCCAUACAGGACGCUCUGAUCUGCAUCGAAAUGCCGGUAUUCGCUGUCGCGCAUUGGUAUGCAUUUUCGUGGCAUGACUUUGCUGACCGAAAUGUUCUCGCCGCACGCAUGCCCGUCAAAUUUGCCUUUCGUGACGCCUUCGGCAUCAGGGAUCUCAUCGAGGAUACGAAGCAGACCUUCUCGGGUGACCAGUACAACUAUCGCAUAUACGAUUCAGGUGACAAGAUCAUGCCCCACGAGGAGUCGCGUGCCAGGCUUGGGAGGCUGAAGGAGGGCAUGCGGUACCAGCGCGGUGGCAAGGGCAAGUACUGGAUUCCGACACCCGGUCAGGUCGACCGACAGGUCAACCAUGACCUCAAUGAGCGCGAUCCCCUCCUAGCUGGCACUGCUGGAGGGCCAAGCGAGGAGUACAAUUUCGAAAAUGGCACCUUCCAUGACAUUGAUGAGGAGAACAAAGAUCCCGAAGAAGAGGAGCUCUACGCCAAAGCAAGAGAGCUCGAAUAUGGGGAUUGGAAUUACCCCGUCAUCACUGCCCAUGAACCGCUGCGCGAGCGUUACGCUCGAGCUCCAGACGGCAACUACCGCUACCAGCCCUCCAGGCCGCAGGGCACGCGUGCAUACUCACAGAACAGCCACCAGUCUAGCGAGCCAUCCGUCGUCAGCAGCAGGCCGAAGAAGCAGAAACAGAAGCAGAAGCAGAAACGCAUUCCCGCUCCGAAGCUCUCUGGACAGGGUCUUGUCCCCGAUCACUCCUCUCCAACCGCUGGCCCGGCAGCGACCUCCUCGAAUGUUUCAACGCCCAGGGUUCAGUCGCCCAAGCCAGUUCAUGCGACAGCCGCCGAGAGCGAAAGCGCUGAGACGCUUGCUUCUUCCAAGACCAAAGACGACAGGAAGAAGCCGGCAGCUACCCCCCAGAAGCAGGCCGCGCCCCACGAGUCCUCGCCGUGGGCGAAUAAGGACGAAUCGGAGGACGAACCAGAUCUACGCUUCCGCGUCGGCGAUGAGGAGGAGUUCCGUAACGUGUGGGAUGGAGGCGACCAGCGCGAUCACAGUUAG